GUGCGACGUCUGGCCCGAUGUCUCCCCCGCCGCGCCCGGACAUGGACCCGCCAAGAGUCCGAAAAGGGAAGACCGGCCGCGGAGCCGGCGCUCGCGGAUCGCAGAGGGUCGCCAGCAGAACGUCGCGAAGAGCCGCGCCGGAGGACCCCGCGCCCUCCGGAUCAGAGGCGGCUAGAGAAUGUGCAGUGCAGCUGCGCAAAAUAGGCGACAAAAAGAACCUCCAGCAGAGGAUUCUUAACCUGAUUUCAAAGCUGUUCUGUCCAGGAACAUGAGAAUGUUUGGAAUAAAAGGAAAGGAAACCGAGAAAAAGAACAAAGAAUGAUCUAGAAGAUGUGAUCUUUAUAAAAGAGAAGUCAUGAAGGAACUUUUUCGAGAUGAAGGAGCUGAUGGCAUGUUUCCUGUGCUUUUCUUCAGCCUGUUUCCUGCUGCCAGGGAAGGCUCUUGUAAUAUGAUUUGGAAAGUGUGCUAGCAAAUAUAAACAAAGAGAUUGGGAGAGAACUGGAAUUUACUGUUUACCAACAAUGCUGAACUGUGAAGGACACUGGAAAAAGAAGGAAUCUGGGAGUGGUGAUCCGCAUGCUUAUUUCUGCAGUUCUGGAAUCCCUGGGCAGCUGCUAUGCUGUGAUGGAAGUUUAUGGAAUUUCAAGCAUAGCAAAGAGCAACAUUUUUUAAAAUUAAACUCUAGAUGUCCAUGCACAUUGCAAAUCAGUCACUUGGUGCCACAUUCUUAUUUAUAAUUCUUAUUUUCUAGAGUUUGGAAUCCCCAUCUGCUAACCUGGGGAAAGGGAUGGUUUACUUGUGUACGUUUUGUUGAAAUGAAUAUUCCUUGUUACUUGUUUAUGGGUUAUUUUCUAAUGAAUUAAAGUGUAUUCUGAUAAAUUUUGACACCGAAGCUGGUACACCACAGUACCACAUAGUGAUACGUGCCCUAUGGGUAGGAUAUUAUAUGAAUUUUUAUUUUUAUGCUUUAUUUUUUGAACAUUCAUAGAUAAGCUUUAGUUAAAUUGGUUACCAGCCAGAAUGAAAUACUCUGAAUGAUCCAAACCAUGCCUGACAAAAAACUGGAGAGUGAAGGAAAAGGAUGUCUUUUUAGAAAAUUUACAGUAUUCUUAGUCCUACAAAAUGAAUUGUGCAAGUUUUUUGUCAGUAUGUGAUCUCUGUGUAUAUAAAAAAGGACAGGUUUGCUAACAGUGUUAGAAAUUCUUGAACAGAAUAAGCUUUGGAAACAAAAAGGAAAUUCAAAGUUACUUCAAAACACAACCUCUCAGAGGAAAAGAAUUAGGGUUUUGUUUUAUUUUGUUUUUUAACACUAAGAAAAACAAUCCCAUUGUUCAAAAUAUGUCAGCCAGAUGAAAUGUUACAUACAUCUUUUGGAUAAGGAAAAUUUAAAAUAGGGAGCUUUGCCUGAUUCAAGAUCAGGUGUGUGUAUGGAUCACUUUUGUGUAUGGUAUUUCGUGGAAGUUGUCAGGAUCCACUGUAUGCAUUUAAAUGGACUUGAAAGGUUUCAAAGCCCAAACGUUUGGGGAAUCAUUAGUAUCAGAAUUGCUGGAUUCAAGAAUUUGAGUUAAUGGUAAACUAAUCUCAGUAGCCAGCAACUUUUUCAUAUAUAUACUAAAUGACAGAACAUACAUUAACCUGAACAAUAGACACAUUAGGAAUUGUCUGGAAAUAAGGCAUUCUUCUGCCAACCACAUUGCAAAAUUCAGUAAUAAAUCAGUGAUAAUGCAAACUGAAAACAUUUUUCAGUAAUUAUUCAUGAAUAGUUAUAUUAAAACACUAUUCAAAGCUAGUUUAUUUGCCUUGAUGCCCCCUUUGGAAUGUGCUACAUAAAUGACAAUUGUCAAAAUCAGUAAGACAUUGGCAUUUGGGUUCGUGAAGUUUUUUAGUUAACCAAAGACUUUUAUAGAAAUCUGAUUUACCAACAUGACUUCCUUUUAGUACACAUUGCCAGAUUGAUUGCAUUAAGCAUUCAGGGAAACAAAUACCUGUAGAAUUAUGAGGUGCCAUUUGACACAUAUUAUAUUUAUUUAUAUUUCUUGUUAAUGAAGGUUGUUUUUCUUUGUGCAUUGAAUUGCGCAGUAUAGUGUUGCUUCACCAAGGAUAUAUGUUUUUGUCAUGAUACCGUUUACAGCAGAACUUGUUCACCGUUUCUUAGGACCAGUGUCUAUGUGUGCUUCUUUGCAAAUGGAUUUUGUUUUUGGUCUUGCAAGUGUUUUUGUGAUAAUAUCUUUCUAAAUUAAUAAACUUGAGGUGUUUGCAAAAUAA
Messenger RNA from Varanus komodoensis (Komodo dragon), 2265 nucleotides. RefSeq names its product phorbol-12-myristate-13-acetate-induced protein 1 (gene PMAIP1). The transcript is spliced from 2 exons. Lineage: Eukaryota; Metazoa; Chordata; Lepidosauria; Squamata; Varanidae. The record is from RefSeq and is a predicted model, not a curated record. Gene Ontology annotation, biological process: release of cytochrome c from mitochondria; apoptotic process; DNA damage response. Bases 18 to 272 code for a protein of 84 amino acids.